This is a messenger RNA of Neopsephotus bourkii (Bourke's parrot), 1114 nucleotides long. It is a transcript of the gene HEXIM1, whose product is annotated as HEXIM P-TEFb complex subunit 1. Gene Ontology annotation, biological process: negative regulation of cyclin-dependent protein serine/threonine kinase activity; negative regulation of transcription by RNA polymerase II. The transcript has a single exon. The coding region runs from base 1 to 903 and encodes 300 amino acids. The record is from RefSeq and is a predicted model, not a curated record. Gene Ontology annotation, cellular component: nucleoplasm; nucleus; cytoplasm. Gene Ontology annotation, molecular function: cyclin-dependent protein serine/threonine kinase inhibitor activity; 7SK snRNA binding. Lineage: Eukaryota; Metazoa; Chordata; Aves; Psittaciformes; Psittacidae.
AUGGCUAACACUGUGGCCGCCGAGCCGGUGCCUGCCGAGGUCGAGCCGCAACCCCAGGGCGAGCCGGAACCCAGCUCCGAGCCCGAGUUGCGGCCGGAGCCACAACGCGGCGGCGGGGAGGAUGGCGAGGCCGAGCGGCUGCCGCCCCCCGGGGCGGAAGAGGCGGCAGCGGGAGGCGCGGAGGGGCCGGCGGCGGGUGGAGUGGCGCGUCCUGGCCUGGGCCCGCGGUACCGGGCGGCGGUGGGCCGAGCUGAGGAGUGGCCGGUGAAGAAGAAACACCGGCGGCGGCCGUCGAAGAAGAAGCGUCGCUGGAAGCCGUAUUCGAAGUUGAGCUGGGAGGAGAAGCAGCAGUUCGACGAGCGGCAGAGCCUCCGCGCUUCCCGGCUGCGCGCUGAGAUGUUCGCCAAGGGGCAGCCGGUGGCUCCCUACAACACGACGCAGUUCCUGAUGGAGGACCACGACCAGGAGGAACCCGAUCUGAAAACGGGGCUGUACCCGCGGCGUGCGGCCGCCAAGGCGGACGACACGAGCGAGGAGGAUUUCCUGGAGGAGGCGGCUGACGAGGACGGGGGAAGCGACGGGAUGGGGGGUGACGGCAGCGAGUUUCUGCAGAGGGACUUCUCGGAGACGUACGAGCGGUACCAUGUGGAGAGCCUGCAGAAUAUGAGCAAGCAGGAGCUGGUGAAAGAAUACCUGGAGCUGGAGAAAUGCCUUUCCCGUAUGGAAGAGGAGAACAACCGGCUAAGGAUGGAAAGCAAAAAACACGGGGGGGAGGCGGCGGAGGCGGCGCGGGUGCGGCAGCUGGAGCUGGAGGUGGACAGAUUGAGAACCGAAAACCUGCGGCUGCAACGGGAGCGGGACGCGCUCCGCGCUGAGAAGGGCCCCUGCAAGCCGGGGGAGUGACCGUGCCCGGCCCCGAGCGCCGGGCGGGGGGGAGGGGGUGUUGAUGUGUUGGUGGUUUCGGGUUUAUUAUUUUUUUCUUUUUGUGUGCGUGUGUGUCUAAACCAAAAAGUGGGGAAGAAAAAAAAAAAAACUCUCUCCAGGAAAGCUGUAAAUUGGCCCAAACUGACUAUAAAAAUAUAGGUCUAAUAAAUUUAAUUACUUGUAACUGUAA